Messenger RNA from Epinephelus moara (kelp grouper), 2717 nucleotides. It is a transcript of the gene tatdn2, whose product is annotated as TatD DNase domain containing 2. The coding region runs from base 150 to 2327 and encodes 725 amino acids. The record is from RefSeq and is a predicted model, not a curated record. NCBI's taxonomy places the organism in Eukaryota, Metazoa, Chordata, Actinopteri, Perciformes, Serranidae. Gene Ontology annotation, molecular function: hydrolase activity, acting on ester bonds. The transcript has 8 exons.
GUUGUCACAUUUUGUUUUUGCUCACAAAAGUCGGCAAGAAAACGUGUAACGUUAAGCUACCGAGUGGCGGAUAAAGUGACAUCUUAUUUUGACUUCCUGCUCUGUCCCUGCCAUUUCUACUUUGCCAAGCCUGAGAAGAAAUCUCCGACAUGGACAGCAACAGAAAGAAGUUGGCGUUUAAGUGGAUACGAACUGCAGCUACCCCACCUGCACAUCCUCAGGAGAGAGAUGCUGGGUCAGGCACAUCCUCUCGCUGGAAUAUGUCGCCAUAUGAAGAUUCAGAUUCUGUGCCUCUCAGUGACUCUCCAGGACCUGACGGUCUUGGAGCACUGAGUCUGGACACUCCCAAGAGAAAAGCAGUGGAACUCGGUGAAAGCAUGCCCUCUUCAGGCAAACGUAAGCUGAGGAAGCUUUCCAGGAGAAAUAAUGAACAUUUCAAGACUUCAGAAGAGAAACAUAUGGACGAAUCACCCAGACAGCUGGAAUCUACAGAGAGCCAGCAAGUGUCCUCACCUUCACCUCAAACUUUCGGCAUGAAAAAAAAAGAGAGGACACCUGAAGAGGUAUCAAAGGCUAUCUGCAGGAGGGCACUGAUCGCAGCCAUUGGCAGCACAAGCACUACAGAUAUCCACAGGACUAGCCUGUCUUUGUCUUCACCAGUGAGGACUGAAGCACCUAGUCCAGUGGCACUUGACAGAGCGGUCACAAAUUUCAAAUGUUCCUCAAUCAAACCUGAGAAUAAAUCUGAUGAUAACAGCACUGCCCAGGAAGGACAGUGGGACAACAGCACGUCCUCCCUCCAGAUGUUUGAGGACACUGAAGGCCAAGUUGAGGUCUCGAGGCUCAAAACAGACAGAAGAUGUGUUGUGCUAAAAGGAGAAGAUUCGCCCAAGAGUUUUAUAGCUCCAGACCCCGUGUUUGUAGAAACAACCUCUCAAGACAAGUUAUUUGCUACAGAAAAUGGACCAGAAGCCGAGGACUGUGACUUUUCUUUCCCUGAACUGGAGUAUAUCCCAGAGUCUCCGUCUUGUUUCAUGACUCCUCAGAGUGGCUCUUUUGACAGCCAACAAUGGAGGAGUCCUUCAGUGAGUACGCAGGGAGCUACAACUUCCUCUUCUACCUUUUUAUACACUACUGAAACCACUGGGUCUGUCCAGGCAGCUGCUGAGGACCUGGAGGUGUCUUUCUCACUGCCACAGAGGACAGUUUUUGUCUCAGCCAAGCAACCCCACCCAUCAAACACGGCCCCUUCAAAGGCAUCCAGGGCUGAGACUGGAAGUUUCCGCUCGCCCAACAUUAGGGCGCAUUUAACGGAUCCCUUUGCUCUGCCACUACACUCAAACAGAAAAGCAUUGAACCCUCACAUAAACUCCAGAACAUCACGCAGGCGGUCAGAUGUUGUCUCCUCCACGCGUCACCCCUCCCACCCCUUUACUCACGGUGGCACUCCUAAAAGAAGAUUAUCCCAGGGGGCAGAGCCUAUGUGGACCAGUUAUCCCAAACAGGACAGUCAGGUUGGCUUCAUAGACUCCCACUGCCACAUAGACAUGCUCUAUGGCAAGCUUGGCUUCUGCGGGACGUUCAAAAGCUUUCAAAGGAAGUACCAAAGCAGCUUCCCUCCAGAGUUCAGAGGCUGUAUCGCCAGCUUUUGCAACCCGAGGCUCAUGAUGACGGAGGCCCUGUGGGAAGGUUUGCUGGCUGAAGACAUGGUGUGGGGGGCAUUUGGCUGCCACCCCCACUUUGCCAAGUACUACACAAGUGUCCAUGAACGCAAUAUACUGAUGGCCAUGCAGCAUCCAAAAGCUGUGGCAUUUGGCGAGAUUGGCCUGGACUACUCCCACAAAAACUCCACUGACACCCCCAAGCAAAAAGAGGUGUUGGAGCGUCAGCUGCGUUUGGCUGUGGGCAUGAAGAAGCCUCUGGUGAUCCACUGUAGGGAUGCAGAUGAUGACCUGCUAGAAAUCAUGAAGAAGUGUGUCCCAAGGGAUUACAAAAUUCACAGGCACUGUUUCACAAACAGUUAUCCAGUGAUUGAGCCCUUCCUGACAGAGUUCCCCAACUUGUAUGUGGGUUUCACAGCCCUCAUCACCUACCACAAGGCCACCGAGGCCCGAGAUGCUGUCCGCCGCAUCCCUCUCGAUCGCAUCGUGUUGGAGACAGAUGCACCAUAUUUUCUGCCAAGACAGGUGAAGAAAGAUGUCUGCCAGUUUUCACACCCUGGAAUGGGCAUCCACACGCUGCGUGAGCUGAGCCUGCUGAAGGGGAAAGACAUGGCCACAGUGCUCACCGCCGUCCGAAACAACACCAGUCAACUCUACGGUAUAUGAUCUUCAGAGAUGGGGGUAAAAGUCGCAAAAAAAAAAAAAAAAAGAGGUGACAGAAUCAAAGGUUUUGGAGCUGGUUUGUGACUUUAACAUUUUAUGUGGCUUUUUGUUUUAGAUUUAUCAGUCCUCCAUGUAGAGCUGUAGGAAUAUGGAGGAGUGGUCUUGUUUUAUCUGAAAGACUCAGAAAUAAAAGGCAAAAUAAAGCAAUGACCGAAAGUAAAAUGUCCCGUCUGAUAGAGAUACUCUGUAUUAUUGAUUAUCUGAUCAUAUUUCACUUCAUUGUUCAUCAAAGAAAUUAAUUCCUGAGCAUUUUUGGUUUUAAGUUCUUGUUGUUUUUGUUGUGUUGACAUAAUUUGACAUCCCUUGUUUGUUAUAAUUUGUUUGGAUGUCCGU